Salvia hispanica is the source of this 541-nucleotide messenger RNA. RefSeq names its product protein SENESCENCE-ASSOCIATED GENE 21, mitochondrial-like. Lineage: Eukaryota; Viridiplantae; Streptophyta; Magnoliopsida; Lamiales; Lamiaceae. Gene Ontology annotation, biological process: response to stress. The record is from RefSeq and is a predicted model, not a curated record. Gene Ontology annotation, cellular component: mitochondrion.
CAUCUAAAACUCACAAAGUAAUCCCAAGAGAAAUAGAGAGCCGCUGCAGAAGAUUUUUGAAUACAAAAAAUUUUCUGCAGCAUUUCUACCCCAACAAAAAUGGCUCGCUCUUUCUCCAACGCUAAGACUGUUUCUGCUCUACUCUCAAAUAUCAUCUCCAGGAGGGGAUUCGCACAAGCAGCUGCAUCGCAGAGCAGCUUGCGGGGCAGGGCUCCGAGCGUGAUGCUGAAGAAAGGAUCGGAAGAGUCCGGUAAGAUCUCGUGGGUGCCCGACCCGAAAACCGGAUACUACCGACCCGAAAACCACGCCAAGGAGAUCGACGCAGCCGAGCUUCGGGAGAUGCUCGUUAAGAACAAGACCCGUCGGAGCUAGAUCCGAUCCGAUUGGAUGAUGCGGGUUCUUUCAAGCAGAGCUGAAUCUACUGCAGCUGAUGAUCUUCUCUCUCUGCUCUGUUUUCCUGAGAGACUGAAACGAGUAUGACCUUAUGUGUUUAUGUUGAAAUGAAAUUAAUGUUGAAAUGAAAUCUACUAGUAUUUCAUAA